Molecule: messenger RNA, 5281 nt
Organism: Egretta garzetta (little egret)
Lineage: Eukaryota; Metazoa; Chordata; Aves; Pelecaniformes; Ardeidae
Product: KIAA0319 ortholog
Exons: 19
Coding region: 16-3123 (1035 amino acids)
Biological process (GO): negative regulation of dendrite development; neuron migration
Cellular component (GO): cytoplasmic vesicle; plasma membrane
Source: RefSeq, a predicted model, not a curated record
GAAACCACUAAAAUUAUGCGAGUUCCUCAUGCUAUGUCAGUGUCCGACUGCAUCGCAGCAUGUUGUGAUCUAUCUGGUUGUGACUUGUCAUGGAUGUUUGAACGACGCUGUUACAUUGUGAACUGCCAACAUAAAGAGAAUUGUGAACCUAAAAAAAUUGAAACUGUGAAGUCCUAUCUUUCUUUUGUGCUGAGGCCUUCUCAGAGGCCAGCCUCGCUGCUAGGAUUUGGGCAAGUGAUCCCAAGCAUGGUCCACUCUGUGGGACUUCAGAAUGAGCCGUCUGAGGAAGUGAGUAGCUUGAAGGAGCUGUCUCUGCUUCGCAAAGAUCCAAGUCUUGAGGAGAUACCUGAAUACAUUGAUGAUUAUAAAGAGUUGGAGCAGGACCCCUUUCAGCUGAGCAUCAAACAUGAGCAGAAGGAGAGCACGGAUUAUGCUGACUGGGGCCUGAUGGUAGCAGGUGAAAACAGCUUCAACUCUUCCAUGGGUGAUGACGGAAAUAACCAGGAAGACUUUGCUGAAAAGAAAGGGGAGGCUGGGAAGGUCGAAAGCCUUCUGAAUACAAACAGCUCUGAAUUGAACUCUGUCACUGAACACUCCAUAGAAAGGUUGUCAUCUCUCCCAGAGAUUACACCAUUCCCUGGGAAGACACUUGAAAGUGAAGCAGCAGUUCAGCUCCUUGCACAACCUGAUGACACUUUGCAAAAAGAGGCUGCUACACCUUCCCCUUCUUCGGAAAAACUGGAUUUCUCCCCAGGUGUGUCAGAGAAAACCCAGACUCCCACAGUGGCCCCAGAGAAUGUCACUGAAGGUGGGCUCAUGCUACUUCCCACUAGUACUGUGCCAUCUGAGUCCAUGCAGCAAUUCACACCACCAGCUACUGCUGGUAAAGCAGAUACAGUGAAAGAACUUAUUGUGUCUGCUGGAGAUAACAUACAAGUAAUGCUACCCAAAAAUGACGUUGAACUGAAUGCCUUUGUUGUCCCGCCAUCGCCUACAGAAACAGCCUACACCUAUGAGUGGAGCUUAAUCAGUCACCCUCCUGACUAUGGUGGUGAAAUGGAGCGCAGGCACAGCCAGACCUUGAAGCUCUCUCAUUUAUCGGUGGGACUUUAUGCCUUCAAAGUGACUGUUUCUGGUGAAAGUGCCUUUGGUGAAGGUUUUGUAAAUGUCACAGUCAAACCAGGUGUCAGAGUUAACCAGCCACCUGUUGCUGUUGCUUCACCCAAAGUGCAAGAAGUUUCUUUGCCUACAACUUCUACCUUCAUUGAUGGCAGUCAAAGUAUAGAUGAUGUGAAGAUAGUGAGUUACCACUGGGAGGAAAUUAAAGGUCCUUUGCGAGAGCAGAAGGCAUCUGCUGACACACCUGUCUUGCACUUGUCUAACCUUGUUCCUGGAAACUACACUUUCAGACUCACAGUGAUUGAUUCAGAUGGAGCAGCCAACUCCACCAUUGCAUCUCUGACUGUCAACAAACCAGUGGAUUACCCACCUAUUGCUAAUGCAGGACCUAAUCAGGCAGUCACCUUGCCCCAGAACUUCAUCACGCUGAAUGGAAACCAGAGCAGUGAUGACCAUGAAAUUGUCAGCUAUGAGUGGUCGCUCAGUCCCAAAAGCAAAGGCAAGGUUGUAGCAAUGCAGGGAGUGCGGACGCCGUACCUCCAGUUAUCUGCGAUGCAGGAAGGAGAUUAUACGUUUCAGCUGACUGUCACGGACUCUGCAAGGCAGCAGUCCACAGCUGAGGUCACACUGAUCGUACAGCCUGAAAAUAACAGUCCUCCAGUAGCAGUGGCUGGCCCUGACAAGGAAUUGACCUUCCCAGUAGAAAGUACUACACUGGAUGGAAGCAAAAGCCAAGAUGACCAAGGCAUUGUCUUCUAUCAUUGGGAAAAUAUCAGUGGACCAAGCUCUGUACAGAUGGAAAAUGGUGACAAAGCAAUAGCAACUGUGACCGGUCUUCAGGUUGGUACCUAUCGCUUCAGGCUGACCGUGAAAGACCAACAGGGCUUAAGCAGUGCAUCUAUGCUAUCUAUUACUGUGAAGGAAGAAAAGAACAGUCCACCCCGGGCGCAUGCUGGUGGGAAGCAUGUUCUAGUGCUUCCAAAUAACUCUGUUACCUUGGAUGGCUCAAGGUCUGCUGAUGACCAGGGGAUUGUGUCGUAUUUGUGGAUUCGGGAUGGUCAAAGCCCAGCAGCUGGGGAUGUGAUCCAUGGCUCAGACCAUGAGGCAGUACUGCAGCUAACUAAUCUGGUGGAAGGAACCUAUACUUUUCACUUGAAAGUGACGGAUGCAAAAGGAGACUCAGAUAUUGAUUCAGCCACUGUUGAAGUGCGGCCUGAUCCCAAAAGGAGUGGUCUGGUGGAGCUGAUCCUGCAGGUUGGAGUGGGACAGCUGAGUGAACAGCAGAAGGACACCUUGGUGAGACAACUGGCUGUAUUGCUGAAUGUUUUGGAUUCAGAUAUCAAAGUUCAGAAGAUACAAGCCUACUCAGAUAUAAGCACUGCAGUUGUGUUCUACGUGCAGAAUGGGCAUACUUCCAAGGUGAUCAAGGCAUCGGAUGUCUCGCGAACUCUGCAUGUGCAGCUUUUGAAAGAGAAGGCUGACUUUCUGCUUUUCAAAGUCCUGCGGGUUGACACAGCUGCCUGUCUUUUAAAAUGCUCUGGACAUGGGCACUGUGACCCCAUAACAAAACGCUGCAUUUGCUACCAGCUGUGGAUGGAAAACUUGAUUCAUCGUUAUCUGAAUGAUGGAGAGAGUAAUUGUGAGUGGAGUAUACUCUAUGUGACUGUAUCUAUUUUUAUUUUGAUUGUGGUCAUGGUAGGGCUUGCCUGGUUCUGCAUCUGCUGCUGCAAAAGCAGAAAGAGGACAAAGAUAAGAAAGAAAACAAAAUAUACCAUCCUAGAUAACAUAGAUGAGCAGGAGAGAAUGGAGCUACGACCCAAAUAUGGUAUAAAACACAGAAGUACAGAACACAACUCCAGUCUGAUGGUCUCUGAGUCAGAGUUUGACAGUGAUCAGGACACUAUCUUCAGCAGAGAAAAAAUUGAAAGAGAGAAUCCUAAAACCCUCAUGAAUGGAUCCAUCAGAAAUGGAGUUUCCUUCAACUACAGCUCCAAAGACAGAUAACUGAAUGAGGGUAAAAGCACAGAACAUGCUGUUCCAACACAUCUGAAACAUGUUGGCCACCUCUGUUUUUUCCAGAACCGAAAGCUUCCUUAAAAUAUCAGCUAAUUGCAGAUGAAAGGGUAAAUUUCUAGCACAGUUAGGGAAAGGAAGGAGGAAGGAUUUAGAUGGUCAGCUAACUCCUCUUGUCACUGUUACAGGAACAAGGAAAAGCACAUCUUACUACUUGCAUGUUCCAUGCUGAAUGUUGGUCUGAACUUCAGAAGGCCUUUUUUCCUGUAUCACUGGUACUAACCAUGGUAAUUGAGAUGCAUACAGAUUUGUCUCCUGUGUUCCUGUCUCUCUCAGAGAAGCAGUGUGAUUAUGAUGCUGACCUAAAACAGCGCAAGAUAAAUUCCCUUACAACUAUAGAGAGCAAUUUAUGACAACAGGCUCCAUCUUCAUUUUCAGUUUAGGUUGGGAUCACAAAGAGAAAGCAUUUUUAGUGCAUUGUAUUUAUCUCUGUGCUUUGUGACUUCCUUUUCUAGAGUAGGGCUCAUCAGGUGGAAAUGUCUUUGUUUUCAAAGGAAGCUUACAAUUAGCAGUUGCACUUAAUCAGCUGUAAAGUAAUGUGAUACAUCUGCAUCCUGUAAGAUGCAAUGUUCCCUGUAUUUACAUAGAAAGUAUGGUGCCUGCAGGGAAGUCCAGCCUUAGGUUGGUUCUGAAAUGAUGGAAGAUGCUUUGGCUCUCUGGAGUCUGCUAUGUCCAGCCAGGAAAUGGUAGCAGAAAGGCAGGAAGGACUCACUAUGAUGCACCUUCAGAAGCAUUUUGAGCAUCCCAAACAACCUUUUGCUUAGAGAGCACUUUCAAGGAGCUGUGGACCUUUUAAGACUGAACCCUCAGCUGAGAUGAGUUUUCAUCUGUCAGCCUCAGUGCUCAGUUAAAGAAUGUGUCGGGCAUUUGUGUAGUGAAAUGCUUGUGGCAAAAUACCCGAUGUGGAGCAGGAGGUUCACCACCUACCUUCAUUGUUACAGGAACUGGAACUGAGUAAGGUUUUAGCUUGAACAUUAGAUUAUUUUAUUCUUUCUUCUGUGGCUAUUCAGUGACUAGAUGUAUUGGCCUGAAGAGAUCCCUUUAGGUGUUUGGGGAGGGUAGGUGUGUUCGAGUUCUGAUGUUCCUUUUUGGCAAUCUGGAUAAUUUCCUUAAGCUUGCUUGUUAGGCUUUAAAGUCAUGACCCCAAUACCGUUCUUGAAAUCCCAAACUGAAGACCUGGCUUUUAUAUGUAAUCCUCACUUGUGGAGGCAUCUGUGUCAGUGGUACUGUCUGGCCACAAUGUCAGCCUUUCCUGGGGGUCCUUUACUGACAGGCUGGAGCCUUGGGCUGAGCUGGAGGAAUGGUGUGUUCUGAUGGAGAAAAGAUUCCUCUGGGAGCAUUUUGGACAGGGUUUUCUUUUUAACUUUUUUUUUUUUUAAACCUGGUGGUGGAGAAUCCAUUGACAGAGAAGGGUAGAGCAGUAUAGAGAUUGGGGGGAGCAGAUGAGAAGGGUCAGGGAAGGGGACAUAGCCCACUUCCAUCAUGAGGAAUAAUUUGGUGAAGAAUUUUGGGGCUUUCUCCAUCCUUUCAUAGAAGUCCAACACAACAGAGUAGUUGGGUUGAACACUGUGGCUUCUGUUAAUGGAGUCAGGCAGAGGUCAGAAGAACUGUCUGGGGUGGAAGGAAUCAGUAGUCAAAAGUUGCAGCAACAUGGCAUGCUCAUAACUGGUUUCAUACCUUUGAUUCUCAAAUGCAGCCAGCAACAGUCCCUAAGGCUGCACUAAUACUGCACUGAGGAGCAUUUAUCCUGUGCUGAACCUUGCCUUUCUCUGGGGAGCUGAGUACGGCUGCAGGAGUCAUAGUGAUGGGAGAGGCUGUGAAGAGCUAAAAAGGGCUAAUGCGAAUGUUUUCCAUGUUUUUCCCAUACCAACCAGCAAGAUGCAGUAUAAAUGGUAUGAUUUGCUUUCUUCAGAAGCCAAGUUUUAACACUACGUGUAUGGGGGUUUUAGGCUAUUUAUUGAAACAAAUCUACUCCCCCUUCUUAAGAGAGUGUGUGUGUGUGUGUCUGUAUUUUUAAAUAACUUGGUUGAUAAAAGCAAGGUCAGCUUUUGAUGUCUUUCAAUUUCUGCUCCAGAUGUGUUAACAUAGU